AUGUUAGGAGGAUCUCCUAGAGGUGACAGUAGUGGUUCUUUGGAGGAACAGCUAGCGUCUGAAGGAAUGAAAGAUAUUUUUGUAGCUGUUGUUGUUCUUGAUGAUGAAAAUGGUGAUAGAGGUUCAGCAACUUCGUCUAUUGAACAACAGAUUGUUCCAUCUGAUUCUGUUAUUUGCGGGAAUUCAUCAACGGUCGAAGUAGAAAUAUGA
Messenger RNA from Rotaria sp. Silwood2, 210 nucleotides. NCBI's taxonomy places the organism in Eukaryota, Metazoa, Rotifera, Eurotatoria, Philodinida, Philodinidae. The record is from the annotation of a GenBank genome assembly.